Messenger RNA from Capsaspora owczarzaki ATCC 30864, 5044 nucleotides. RefSeq lists its product as hypothetical. The coding region runs from base 100 to 4821 and encodes 1573 amino acids. Gene Ontology annotation, cellular component: plasma membrane. Lineage: Eukaryota; Filasterea; Ministeriida; Capsasporidae. Gene Ontology annotation, molecular function: protein binding; ATP binding; protein tyrosine kinase activity. The record is from RefSeq and is a predicted model, not a curated record. The transcript is spliced from 24 exons. Gene Ontology annotation, biological process: protein phosphorylation.
CUCUCUCUUUACUCUCUCCCCCCUCCUCCUGCGUGUGGGUGUCGGUGUGCCCCUUCUUUCUUGUUUUUGCUGCAUCAAACCGAAUAUCCUCAGCUCAAGAUGGCAGCAAAGGGAUUUGCGGUUUGUCUGCUUGUUUUGCUGCUCAGUCAGUUAGCACAAGCAGAUGAUGCCUGUGGUCCUGCUGGUGUGUGCGAGUGCACCGGAACAGCUGUCAAUUGCGAUAGAAAGAGUCUCACGGCCAUUCCAAGCGGAAUCCCGGUCGACACACAAAGCCUAUCGCUGCAGGGCAACCUGCUCACCUCCAUUUCCGCAAACGCAUUCACCGGCCUGACAGCCCUGACCACAUUAUUCCUGGAGAACAACCAACUCCCCAGCAUUUCUGCAAACGCACUCGCUGGCCUGACUGCAUUGCAAUACCUAUCUCUGCAGCGCAACCAGCUCACUUCCAUUUCCGCAAACACAUUCACCGGCCUGACUGCGCUAACUGGGCUGAAUCUGGAUUUCAACCAAUUCGCAAGUAUUUCUGCAGACACACUCGCAGGCCUGACUACAAUGCGGACCCUAUCUCUGGGUAGCAAUGGAAUCACUAGCAUUUCCGCAAACGCAUUCACCAGCCUGACAGCCCUGACCGUGUUGGAUCUGAGUUACAAUGAACUCCCAAGCAUUUCUGCAGACGCACUCACCGGUCUGACUGCAAUGCGGACCCUAUCUCUGCAGCGCAACCAGCUCACUUCCAUUUCCGCAAACACAUUCACCGGCCUGACUGCGCUAACUGGGCUGGAUCUGAGUUACAAUGAACUCCCAAGCAUUUCUGCAAACGCACUCACCGGCCUGACUGCAUUGCAGUACCUAUCUCUGAAUAACAACAGGAUCACUCGCAUUUCCGCAAACACAUUCACCGGCCUGACAGCCCUGACCACAUUGUAUCUGAAUUACAACCAACUCCCAAACAUUUCUGCAAACGCACUCACUGGCCUAACUGCAUUGCGGUCCCUAUCUCUGACUCAGAACAACAUCACCACCAUUCACGCAAACGCGUUUGCCGGUCUGACUGCGCUGGCAAGCUUGGUUCUGGUUCAAAACCAACUCUCAAGCAUUUCUGCAGACGCACUCACCGGUCUGACUGCAUUGCAGUACCUAUCUCUGAAUAACAACAGGAUCACUCGCAUUUCCGCAAACGCAUUCACCGGCCUGACAGCCCUGACCGUGUUGUAUCUGAGUUACAAUGAACUCCCCAGCAUUUCUGCAAACGCACUCGCUGGCCUGACUGCAUUGCAGUACCUAUCUCUGAAUAACAACCAGAUCACAAGCAUUGCUGCAGCCGCAUUCGCAGGCCUGACUGCGCUGACCCACCUACCCCUGGACAACAACCAGAUCACAAGCAUUUCCGCCGAAGCAUUCACAGGCUUGAGCGCGCUGCAGUUAUUGUCCCUUAACAGUAACCAGAUCACCAGCAUUGCCGCCAACGCAUUCACAGGUCUAAACGCGCUGACUUCACUGUAUCUAAAUCAAAACAACAUUGCCGGUAUUUCCGCAAACGCAUUCACAGGCCUGACGAAGCUGACUCAACUGUAUUUGGAUGACAAUCCCUUCACCACUUUGCCGCCUGGUCUGUUCAAGGGCUUGCCAAAGCUUUUGUAUUUGGGGUAUUGGUACCGGUCCGAACUGAGCCCCAACAACUUUACCUUUGGCGGUAACACUGUUGCUCCGCCUAGCACAUACGGCAGCGCAUCCCAGCCCUACAAGUGCGAUACAGCGUGUGCCACUUGCUAUGCCUCAGGGAGCGCCUCGUGUUGCGGAACCAAUUGUUUGUUUUGCAGCUCGUCCGCAGUGUGCACUCAGUGUUAUGAAGGCUACGACAUGAUGAGUGGAUCCUGCGUUCCUCUUGCUUCCAUCGGAUCAGUUGCGUCCAUGCAAUCUGCUUCGGCUGCCUCGGCGCUCUCAACAUCUUUUGCGUCACUUGCUACCGCAUCCUCAGCGUCCAUUGCCUCAACCGCCUCUGCCUCAAUUGCGUCUCUUGUUUCCGCCACAUCUGCUCUGUCGGCGUCUGUUGCUUCCAUUACUGCUGCAUCGUCCGCGUCCAUUGCAUCUGCUGCGUCAGCUGCGACAGAAGCAUCCAAAGCCUCCGGCGCUUCAGUUGCGUCUACACAAGCUGCAUCGUCAGCUUCGAUCGGCUCUGCUGUAAGCGCGUCAUCCGCAUCCAUUGCGUCUGACGUUUCCGCGGCCUCGGCGAUCUCUGCGUCCUUUGCUUCCAUCGCUACUGCAUCGUCUGCCUCGAUUGUAUCUGCUGUAAGCGCGUCAUCAGCAUCUAUCGCAUCUGAUGUUUCCGCGACCUCGGCGAUCUCGGCGUCCCUUGCGUCCGUCGUCACUGCAUCGUCUGCCUCGAUUGCAUCAGCUGCGUCAGCUGCGACACAAGCAUCCAAAGCCUCCGCCGCUUCAGUUGCAUCGACGCGAUCUGCUUCGGUUGCAUCUGUUGCGUCAGCUGUGUCAGCAGCGACACAAGCAUCCAAAGCCUCCGACGCUUCGGUUGCGUCGGCUGCGACACAAGCAUCCAAAGCCUCUGCCGCUUCAGUCGCGUCUACACAAGCUGCAUCGUCAGCGUCAAUUGCAUCUGCUGCAAGCGCGUCGUCAGCAUCUAUCGCAUCUGAUGUUUCCGCGACCUCGGCGAUCUCGGCGUCCCUUGCGUCCGUCGUCACUGCAUCGUCAGCCUCGAUUGCGUCUGCUGCGUCAGCUGCAACAGAAGCGUCCAAAGCCUCCGCCGCUUCAGUUGCAUGGACGCGAUCUGCUUCGGUUGCAUCUGUUGCGUCGGCUGCGUCAGCAGCGACACAAGCAUCCAAAGCCUCCGCCGCUUCAGUUGCGUCUACACAAGCUGCAUCGUCAGCCUCGAUUGCAUAUGUUGCGUCAGUAGCGACACAAGCAUCUAAAGCCUCUGCCGCUUCAGUUGCGUCUACACAAGCUGCAUCGUCAGCCUCGAUUGCAUAUGUUGCGUCAGUAGCGACGCAAGCUUCUAAAGCCUCCGACGCCUCUGUUGCGUCGACGCAAUCUGCCUCGGUUGCAUCUGGUACGUCGGCUGCGUCAGCUGCGACACAAGCAUCCAAAGCCUCCGCCGCCUCUGCUGCGUCAGCUGCGACACAAGCAUCCAAAGCCUCCGCCGCCUCUGUUGCGUCAGCAGCGACACAAGCAUCCAAAGCCUCCGCCGCUUCAGUUGCGUCUACACAAGCUGCAUCGUCAGCGUCAAUUGCAUCUGCUGCAAGCGCGUCGUCAGCAUCCAUUGCGUCUGAUGUUUCCGCGACCGCAUCGUUGGCUUCCGUCGUUGCUGCUGCAUCUUCAGCCUCUCGGGCGUCCGCAUCUGUAGCCUCUGCUGCUUCUGCUGCUUCUGCCCCCUCAGCCUCUGCCGCGUCAACCGCAUCGGCAUCUGCUGCUUCUGUUGCAUCUUCCAUUGCACAGUUCGGCGCUGGAUCCCAAGACUCAUCCUCGUCGGCGGCUGUCAUCGCUGCUGUCGUUGCGUCCGUGGCAGUCAUUGCGCUCAUUGCAGUGGUCUUUAUCGUGUUGCGGCGCCGGCGCUCGCAACGCUCUGUCAUACGACCGAAGGACUCUGCCGGUCCCGUCAUCGAUCAGACGACAAUUGAAAUGACAAUGUCUCCUCUGGCCCAUUCGAGUGAAUCUCGCAUCGAGGAUGACGGCUCAACCUCCUCCAAGCCCAGCCAAAAGCUGCAGCCAGAAUCGCAGAACGCUGCCAGUCCCAUCUACCAGGAGGCUGAUGAAGUGACAACUUCCCCUCAAAACCAUUCGGCUGGAGCACACGACAAAGCGGACAUUCCAUCCCAUGCGGCGGUCGCUCAACAACAGUCGUAUCAAGCUGUCCCGACCGCCCCGCCAGAGGAGGUGGUUGACGAUGAUACGAGCGCGUAUGUUGCCGGCAGCAAUUCUCGUCGCGUUCGCGAAGGCUUGACCAUUGGGAAGCACCUUGCCAGUGGUGAAUUUGGCGAUGUGUCACUGGGUCAAGUGCCUUUCAACGUGUUGCCCACAAGAGCUCAAACCUUGCUCGGACCUACAGCGUCGCCAACCGUGCUGGUUGCAGUCAAGUCUUCCAAGGCCGACGCUGACGAGAAAUCUCACCAAGACUUUGAGGCUGAGGCGAAGUUGAUGGCGCCGUUUGUGCAUCCGAAUGUCGUGCGGUUGCUUGCGGCUCUGGUCGAGUCAGAGCCCCAUCUCGUUCUGCUAGAGUUUGUGCAGUACGGCGAUUUGCGCACGCUGCUGCAAAAGUCCAAGCUGUAUUCGCUUUGGUGGACGCACAACGAGCAGGUGCAUGCCAUUCGCCAGAUUGCUCUCGGCAUGGAGUAUCUGGGCACGCUUAACUUUGUGCACCGAGAUCUUGCCGCGCGCAACUGCCUUGUGGGGCAAGGAAUGGUGGUCAAGAUUGCCGAUUUCGGGCUUUCCCGCGAAUUGACGGAUGAGCAAGAUUACUAUCGCAUGCAAACGCGAGGAAAACUUCCCGUGAAGUGGAUGGCACCGGAAACAAUGACCUUCCGCAAGUUCUCGUCCAUGUCGGAUGUGUGGUCGUUUGGUGUGACUGCCUGGGAAUGCUCUAGUUACGGCGCAAUGCCGUACGGCAAGAUGAAUGGCGCUGAGGCACUGGCUCAUCUGGAGGCUGGUGGUCGACUACCCAGGCCGGAGCACUGCUCAACUGACCUGUUUAGCUUGAUGUUUAGUUGCUGGAACUCCAUCCCAGAACUACGUCCAAGCUUUACGCAGCUCGUCAAAGCUCUGAAAAACUUUGAGGAUGGAACACCGAUCCGUGAGAUCGGGGCUCUGUUGUGAACACAAUCCGCCUGCUUUUGCGGCUUUGAUUGACUUGUGUGUCGCGCCCUUGAAGAGUCGUCGAGUAUUGAACGAAUGUCUGCAGGAUUUUGAUUGCAAUUCCAGUAUCUCUCUCUGUUCCAAUAUGCCUGGAUUCGAGGGUGCAAAGGUUUUUUUCGUUAGCACCCCGUUGUUGAGCACUUUAUUUCAAAGAUCGCGUGUGUCAAAAAAUAGCAGCUCGAGA